AUGCCGUUUCCACCGUCCGGGAACGUGAAGCAUCCCCUGCUUUGCGACGACAAUACUUUGCGAAAAGGACGAAGUAGUCACAACAGGAUUGUUGUGAACGUAUCCUUUUCGUCGCUCAAAUUGCAGAAGAGAUUAGCAGCGUCCGUGUUGAAGUGUGGAAAGAAUAAAAUAUGGAUGGACCCAAAUGAAAUUAGCGAAAUUUCGCUAGCCAAUUCGAGAUUCAGCAUAAGGAAGCUGUACAAGGAGGGCCUCAUUUUAAAGAAACCACAGAAGGUCCACAGCAGAGCAAGGGUCAGACUGUACAAAUUAGCAAAAAGGAAGGGAAGACAUAUGGGCAUAGGUAAAAGAAGGGGUACGAAGAAUGCCAGAACGAAUCAGAAAACCUUGUGGAUUAAACGACAGCGUGUGUUGAGGAGACUGCUAAAAAGAUUAAGGGAUGCAAAGAAAAUAGAUAGACAUUUGUACCACUCCUUUUAUUUGAAGUGCAAAGGUAACCAAUUUAAAAAUAAGAGGACGUUAAUUGAGGCCAUACAAAGAGAAAAAACUGAGACCUUGAAGAAGAAAUCAAUAGCCGAUCAGCUCGAGGCCAAGCGAUUAAAGGCACAAGUGUUACGAAACAAGAGAAAGUUAAAGAAGGACAAGGAGGCUUUAUCCUAA
Messenger RNA from Plasmodium inui San Antonio 1, 657 nucleotides. Its product is annotated as 50S ribosomal protein L19e. The transcript is spliced from 3 exons. The coding region runs from base 1 to 657 and encodes 218 amino acids. NCBI's taxonomy places the organism in Eukaryota, Apicomplexa, Aconoidasida, Haemosporida, Plasmodiidae. The record is from RefSeq and is a predicted model, not a curated record. Gene Ontology annotation, cellular component: cytosolic large ribosomal subunit; ribosome. Gene Ontology annotation, molecular function: structural constituent of ribosome; RNA binding. Gene Ontology annotation, biological process: translation.